CUGGUGCAGCAUGGCCGCCGUCCCGCCCGACUCCUGGCAGCCGCCCACCGUUUCCAUGGAGACCACGUAAGGGAUGGGACCUCGCCUCGGUACCGGCACCGGAGCAGGAGGCCCUGCCCACCCCUGUCCCGCCCCCUUCCGCGGCACCGGAGGUACAUCGGUGUCGGCACCCUUCCCCCCCGGUUCCGGGCAGGCGCCGGUGUUCCUCCGUGCCCGAUCCUCCUGGUAAAGGGCAGUCCCCGGUGUUCGUGAGCCCCCGAUACCGGGAGGAUCGGGGAGACCCUGGACUCCACAGAUGCUAAGAAGCUCCCGGUGUCUCCUGGAACGGGUCAGCUCCGUUAUCCCUCAGUACCAACCGCUCCCGGUUUCCUCCCCCGGUACUAGGGAGCCCCUGGUCCCCCCCUCCCCCGGUGUCCCCCAUGAUGUCCAUAACCCCCAGUCUCCUUAGUACCAGGCAGAUCUCAGUGACCCCGUGGCGUCCCAUUCGCCCCAGUGUCUCCCGGUACAGCACAGAACUAGCCAGUCCCGAUAGUUUCCCCUGGUACCGACAGCCAUCCAUGUACUCCCGGGGUCCCAUUAUCUCCCAGUCCCUGCAGCCCCUAUUGCCCCCCAUCUCCUCUCACCUCUGUGGUCCCUGUCCCUGACUGAUCCUGGGGAGGGGGUCACGUUGAGGUGUUUCCUGGUACCUUUGCCUUCCUGUUCCCAUUCUCAUUCCUAUUCCCAUUCUCAUUCCCAGUAUUCCCAUUUCCYGUUCCCAGGAUUGGCCUACUGGUGCUGCAGCUGUACUAACAGCACAGCCCCCCGACUUUGGUCUGAAACUGGGGUUGGGGGUCACAGUGGGAUGACCCUGCUUUGCAGCUGCAAGAACUGCCCCAUAGGUGGAGGAGUUCACAACAGGGUGACCCAAUCCCCUGUUUCACCAUUCCUGGUGUUGUUCCCCAUUUCCAGUACCAUUCCUGUUCCUGAUUUAACCAUUCCCAGGAUGGGCCCACCAGUGCUGGAGCUGUACUGGCAGACAAAACUCUGGCUUUGGUCUGAAACUGGGUGUGGGAGUCACAGUGUGAUGACCCUGUCUCCUGUUCCCAUUCCCAUUCCUGGUGUUCCCCUUCACAGGAGGGGCCUCCUGGUGCUGUAGCUAUGCUGGCAACAAAGCCCCCUGACUUCAGUCUGAAGCUGGGGUUGAGGGUAUCACCAUGGGAUGAUCCCAUGGUGAUAUUCCUAUUCCCAAUACCGUUCCCCAUUCCUGGUGCCGUUCCCCUUCCCAUUCCCAGUGUUCCCAUUCCCAGGAUGGGCCCACUUGUGCUGGAGCUGUACUGGCAACACGCCCCCCGUACCUGCAAGAACUUUGCUGAGCUCAGCCGCCGUGGGUACUACAAUGGCACCAAGUUCCACCGCAUCAUCAAGGACUUCAUGGUGCAAGGCGGGGACCCCACGGGUACCGGCCGUGGCGGCGCCUCCAUCUAUGGGAAACAGUUUGAGGAUGAGCUGCACCCUGACCUGAAGUUCACUGGCGCCGGGAUCCUGGCAAUGGCCAAUGCCGGGCCAGACACCAAUGGAAGCCAAUUUUUCCUGACACUGGGCCCAGCACAGUGGCUGGAUGGGAAGCACAGCAUUUUUGGGAGGGUGUGCCAAGGAAUGGGGGUGCUGGGGCGCCUGGCCAUGGUGGAGACCAAUUCCCAGGACCGACCCCUCGACGAUGUCAAGGUCAUCAAGGCAUAUCCCUCGGGCUAGGGGGUAUGGCCCUGCCUCCAAAUUGUACUGUUUUUGUAAUAAAAGAGGUUGGAUG
Molecule: messenger RNA, 1786 nt
Organism: Malurus melanocephalus (red-backed fairy wren)
Lineage: Eukaryota; Metazoa; Chordata; Aves; Passeriformes; Maluridae
Gene: PPIL1
Product: peptidylprolyl isomerase like 1
Exons: 3
Coding region: 1138-1731 (197 amino acids)
Biological process (GO): protein folding; protein peptidyl-prolyl isomerization
Cellular component (GO): catalytic step 2 spliceosome
Molecular function (GO): peptidyl-prolyl cis-trans isomerase activity
Source: RefSeq, a predicted model, not a curated record